Blastomyces dermatitidis ER-3 is the source of this 2502-nucleotide messenger RNA. Its product is annotated as cyclin Ccl1. Gene Ontology annotation, molecular function: cyclin-dependent protein serine/threonine kinase regulator activity. The transcript has 2 exons. Gene Ontology annotation, cellular component: nucleus; transcription factor TFIIK complex. Gene Ontology annotation, biological process: regulation of cyclin-dependent protein serine/threonine kinase activity; regulation of transcription by RNA polymerase II. The coding region runs from base 294 to 1790 and encodes 498 amino acids. The record is from RefSeq and is a predicted model, not a curated record. Lineage: Eukaryota; Fungi; Ascomycota; Eurotiomycetes; Onygenales; Ajellomycetaceae.
UGGAUACGUAUUUUGUCUGUGUGGUUGUGUGUGUACGGAGCUCAUAAAUAUUUAAGCUGCCCAUGUAAAACUCUGGGGUCUCGUUAGCUAACCAUUCCUCUCCAGGCCAGCUUUCUUUCUUCCUCACUUCCCCACCCCAAAAUUACUCCGAUGGCUACAAAAUCCCCAUGCUAUACAUACCAUCAAUAACGUCAUGAACUUAACCUAAACCCCACGCCAAAAGCCGCACACCUCUACCUCUCCCUUACGAAAAAACAUAAACAUAAAAACCCUAAACACAUCCUGCAAUAACCAUGCUCGAAGACGACAUCUACCGUACCUCCUCACAGUAUCGCCUCUGGUCCUUCACCGAAGAAUCCCUCCACUCGAUACGGGCCAAUACCAAUGCCGUUGCCGGUGAGCGAGUUAGGGCCGCGAUACGGCGGGCUACAAGGGAUGUGCGAUCGCAGCAACCAGCAGCAGCAACAACAAUCACAACAACAGGCCCGAGGUCCGGGAGCGGUACGCCAAACGCAACUGGCGAUGCGGAUGAUGGCAAAACGGCGGAGACGGGGGUGGGUAAUGGUGAGCAGGUAGCGGAGAAGGAGAAGGAGAAAGAGAUUGAGUGUCUGACGACGGAGGAGGAGCUGGAGCUGGUGAGGUAUUAUUGUGAGAAGACGAUGGAGUUGGGAGAUGAGUAUAAGCCGCCGCUGCCGACGGUGGUUAGGGCCACAGCAAUCCAAUACCUCCGCCGCUUCUACCUCACCAACUCCCCCAUGACCUACCACCCCAAAUCCAUCAUGCCCUGCGCGCUCUUCCUCGCCACAAAGACAGAAAACUACUACAUGUCCCUGCGUGCAUUUGCAGAACACAUCCCAAACUCCACGCCGGAGGAUAUCAUCGCGCCCGAAUUCCUCCUUACGCAGGGCCUCCGCUUCACCUUUGACGUCCGCCACCCUUUCCGCGGCUUGGAAGGUGGGAUCAUGGAACUAAACGCCAUUGCGCGCGGGGAGGGCGCGCCGGGACCGCACCACCCAGAGCAAACUGCAGCUGGUCUGCAAAAGGCCAUCCAAUCGCUCCCGCCAGCCCCACUGCCUCCAUCCUCAACGGCGGACGCGAAGCCCAGUGGUGGUGGUGGUUCUAUAACCUCCCGCAUCGCCAAGGCACAUCACAACACCCGCGAAAUCCUCCGUUCCGCCGCACAGUUGACAGACGUAUAUUUCCUCUACACGCCCUCUCAAAUAUGGCUCUCCGCCCUACUCCUAGCCGAUAAACCACUAGCGGAAUUCUACAUCGACACAAAACUCAUCCCAUUAUCACCACAAUCCACUACCACCACCUCCUCCUCCUCCUCCUCCAGCCUCUCCAGCCUCUCCAACCCUUCACAACCAUCCUCACACCUCUUCACAGCCCUCCGCACCAAACUCUCCCUCAUCUUCACCGCCUGCACCACAACCCUCUCCACCUACCAAACAACCCACACCCCCACAACCGCCCUGCCACAAAACCUCAAACGCAUCGGCAGGAAACUCUACCACUGCCAGAACCCCGAGAAGAUAGAUUUGCGCAGUUUAAACCGCACCGCGAAGCGCGAGGGGUCCUCUGCUGCUACGACGGGGGCAGGGACGCCGGCUGCGGCUGGCGAAGUUGGUGCUGCGGGUACUGGUCCUGGUGGUGAGGAUGAGGCGGAACUGCAGCGGGCGGCGAAGAAGCGGAAGUUGGAGAGGGAGCGGUUUGAGAGGGAGGGGCAGAGGCUUUUUGGGGGGGAUUUGAUGGAGGAGAGGAAGAGGAAGGGUGGGGCGGUGGAUUGAUGGUGGGGCGGUAGUAGGUACUGUACAUGUACAUAUACAUUUGAGUACUCAUAAUUAGUACGGAGGACGGUUACCCUGUGGUGACCGGCAGGAGUGGUGUGCGUUUUUUGGGGGAAAAAGAUCUGCUACACCUACCUACACUUCCGUUAUCCACCUAUCUACCCAUGGAGUAAUCGGAAUAAAAUCUACCAUUGUGAGAGAUAUGGCUCCCAUUUUUAAUAUGCUUCACGCACACUACAAAAGGGGCUUCAUUGCCACCGUGCCCUGUCUGGAUGGAAAGAGGAAACCGAGUGAAAUGUACAUACUGUAUAUCGUCAGAAAAAUUUAUACACUGUAGUAUUCCCAUAUCAUAAACUGCUAAUUAAUAUCCAAUUGAAUUUGCCUACUGCAAAGACCUCGUUGCUUUCUUUCUUUCUUUCUUGCGUUCAUUCAUUCAUUUGGUCUUGUUUUUUGUUGCCCUUUUGAUAGACCUAUCAUAAAUUCAUUCCUCUUCAAUAGGAAUAUAUGUAAUCGCGCAAGAUUUUCCUCACCCCAAACACAUAAGUUGGCAAAAACAAAGGGAAUUGGGGUGGGGAAGGAGGGGGCCGCCGAUAUGGGCGAGAAAGGUUGCUGAUAUGGGCAAAAAUAAGUACGGAGCACGGAGUAUUCUCUAUAUGCAUUUCUCUCGCGGAUUUUUUUGUUCUGUUAUUUUUUUUUUUCUUUUUUUUCUUUU